AGUGUUAGGUGUGUUUAUGUAUUUAUUUAUCAAUACGAUGAAUGUAGUUAAUAAUAAAUUAGAUAACAAGUGAAGAUGUCAUAGUCGUAUAAUGAACGAGUCGGAGACGUGGGGAAACUGGACAGUGAACGUAACAGACUCGGACCCCGGCGACUGGCUUGGCAUGGUCCAGGAGCGCGCCCCUCUAGCGGCCAUACUGCUAGUGUUCUCCCUGGCCACGGUGUUCGGCAACUCCCUAGUGAUGGCGGCGGUGGUGAGAGAGAGAUACCUUCACACCGCGACCAACUACUUCGUCACCUCCCUGGCUCUCGCGGACUGUCUAGUAGGGCUGGUGGUGAUGCCGUUCAGCGCGCUGUACGAGGUGCUGCAGCACAAGUGGUACUUCGGGAUAAACUGGUGUGACGUGUGGCGUUCUCUAGACGUUCUAUUUAGCACGGCUUCUAUAUUAAACUUGUGUGUGAUUUCACUAGACAGAUACUGGGCGAUCACGGACCCUUUCACUUACCCCACACGCAUGAGUCGCCGGAGGGCUUGUUUGCUGAUAGCCGCUGUCUGGGUGUGUUCUGGGGCGAUCUCCUUCCCCGCUAUAGUGUGGUGGCGAGCCGUGAGGACCGAGGACGUCCCCCAAUACAAGUGUCCCUUCACCGAUAGUUUAGGCUAUCUCAUAUUCUCUUCCACUAUAUCGUUCUAUGGGCCGUUAUUCGUUAUGGUGUUCACGUACUACAAGAUAUAUCGUGCAGCGGUAAUACAGACUCGUUCACUCAAGCUAGGAACCAAGCAAGUCAUUAUGGCUUCCGGUGAAAUGGAGCUGACUCUGAGAAUACACAGAGGAGGUGAAGCCAAGCACGAUCUUUACCCUAUCAACUCUAGCGCGUCCGAUGACGUAAGCGAGGUUGAGGGACCGUUGAACGGCCUCAGCAGACAGUCUUCCUCCAGGAUGCUCCAUAGCAAACAAAUGGGGAAAAACUUCUCUCUUAGCAGAAAACUGUCGAAGUUCGCCAAAGAGAAAAAGGCAGCGAAGACGUUGGGUAUUGUAAUGGGGGUGUUCAUAGUGUGCUGGCUGCCGUUCUUCGUGGUGAAUCUCCUCAGCGGGUUCUGCCUCCAUUGUAUCUGGCAGGAGGAGCUCGUCACUGCCAUAGUCAACUGGCUGGGCUGGAUCAACUCCGGCAUGAACCCCGUCAUCUACGCUUGUUGGAGCAAGGAUUUCAGAAGAGCUUUCGCACGAAUCCUUUGUAUUUGCUGUCCCAGAAGGAUGAGACGACGACAUCGAGCGGUUCUUCGAGCAAAACGAAGCCAGUAUUUUGGUGCGACUCAAAUGGUUCUGGCGCCGGCAUCGGUGACGUAUGCAACUGUCAGUAGGCACGAGAGAUUCGGCUUGUGA
This is a messenger RNA of Macrosteles quadrilineatus (aster leafhopper), 1381 nucleotides long. It is a transcript of the gene Dop1R2, whose product is annotated as dopamine receptor 2. The record is from RefSeq and is a predicted model, not a curated record. Gene Ontology annotation, biological process: adenylate cyclase-activating adrenergic receptor signaling pathway. Gene Ontology annotation, cellular component: membrane. Gene Ontology annotation, molecular function: adrenergic receptor activity. Bases 92 to 1381 code for a protein of 429 amino acids. The transcript is spliced from 3 exons. NCBI's taxonomy places the organism in Eukaryota, Metazoa, Arthropoda, Insecta, Hemiptera, Cicadellidae.